This is a messenger RNA of Parasteatoda tepidariorum (common house spider), 1163 nucleotides long. RefSeq names its product ras-related protein Rab-3. The record is from RefSeq and is a predicted model, not a curated record. NCBI's taxonomy places the organism in Eukaryota, Metazoa, Arthropoda, Arachnida, Araneae, Theridiidae. Gene Ontology annotation, molecular function: GTPase activity; GTP binding.
AAAUAAUCACAAUUGUAAUCGUUUCAGCGCCAUCAUUAUUAUUCAUUAAUCAUUUCAAAGAACCUGUUAUCACCUGUUGGGGACAUUGACAUAUUUAUUGGAAACUAAUAAUAUUGUAUAAUUAGACAUCAACACUAAUUUGAUCAAAUUAAGAUGGCAGCAGGUCCAGAUAGAUGGCAAAAGGAUGCAGCUGAUCAGAACUUUGAUUACAUGUUCAAAAUCUUAAUAAUAGGCAAUAGCAGUGUUGGAAAAACUUCUUUUUUGUUUAGAUAUGCAGAAGAUUCUUUUACUUCAGCAUUUGUGAGUACUGUGGGAAUCGAUUUUAAAGUGAAGACAGUCUUUAGACAAGAUAAAAGAGUAAAACUUCAAAUUUGGGAUACUGCUGGACAGGAACGAUAUAGAACUAUUACAACUGCUUACUAUCGUGGUGCCAUGGGUUUUAUUCUUAUGUAUGAUGUGACAAAUGAGGAAUCUUUUAACAGCGUUCAUGACUGGGUCACCCAAAUAAAGACAUAUUCUUGGGAUAAUGCUCAAGUAGUGCUAGUUGGUAACAAAUGUGACAUGGAGGAUGAGCGAGUAGUAUCCACUGAGCGAGGAAAGCAACUUUCUGAUCAACUAGGGUUAGAAUUUUUUGAGACAUCUGCCAAAGAAAAUCUGAAUGUGAAGUCAGUUUUUGAGAGAUUGGUGGACAUUAUCUGUGACAAGAUGUCAGAGAGUCUUGAUUCUGAUCCCAGCUUGGUCAGUGCCUCUAAGGGCACUAGACUGAAUGAACAUACAACUCCCUCUAACGCCAACUGUCAGUGCUAACCUUUUUUUUUUAAUGAGUGUUAACUUAUUUCCAUCAACCUGUUGCUCUGAAAAGCUGACUGCUGUGGUCCAGAUAAUAUACAUCUCCUCUGCUUUGGUAUAAAUUUAAGCUUUAAUUCAUGUUGAGAAUGGUAAACUAAAAAUACUGAAAAUUAUGCAGAUCUUCAUUAUAUUUUGCCUUCUCUUCAAUCUAUAACUCUAGUAUAAAUAAUCAAAUAUUUGUGUGUACAAAUAAAGUGUAAUUUCAAAAUCAAGAAUGACUGUGGAAAUGUGUGAUAGGUACUAGACUAACUAGAUUUAUACGAGUCAUAACCUUAUACUUUAAAAAAAAAAAAAUUAUUUUAUGGUAGUUUAAA